GAGAGGCUAUUGAGGAGCUAUCGGAUUUAAGCGUGUAGACUUGGCGCGUGACCCUACGCGCUCGCCUGAAGUCCUACGUCCGGUCAAUACGCAUUGAACAAUGACAUUUGCAGCUCCACUCCCAGGCCCGUCACCAUGUGCCGCUCAGCUUCCGUCCCGCAUCCCCCGCCGACGCGACGAGUCCGGGGACACGCGCGUAUAUAUACUAGAGCGAGGGGACGUGCUAUCCCCACCCCCGCCCCCACCCCCGGAUCGCCAUGGCUCUCUCUCCGUCCAAGCUCGAGAAGAGUGAACAGUUCCACGAGAACAAGUCGGUCACCUCCGACAUCGACUUCAACGAGUACAGCGAUGAGGCAGCCAAGUACCACUUUGGCUUGAGGGGGAGGUCACUCACUGGCGCCAUCGCCUUCAUCGCCGCCACUGGUUUCACACUCUUCGGUUACGAUCAGGGCGUCAUGAGCGCGCUGCUGACCGCUCCAAAGUUCGUGGAGGUCUUCCCGGAGACCGGCGAAGAGACAGGCCCUGCCAAUCAUGCGACCUUGCAAAGUCUCCUCGUUGCCAUUUAUGAAAUCGGAUGCCUCAUCGGCGCGUUGGCAAACCUCUGGGUAGGUGACUACCUCGGUCGGCGUCGAACCAUCGUCGCUGGCGGUGUCAUCAUGAUCAUUGGUGCAAUCCUGCAAACGGCUUCCUACGGCUAUGCGCAGAUGAUCGUAGCGCGUAUUGUGACUGGGCUGGGCAACGGUCUGAACACCUCGACUGUACCCGCCUACCACUCUGAGCUCUCACCCGCGUCGAGUCGUGGAAGUCUUAUCAUGAUCGAGGGUACUCUCAUCGCAGGCGGUAUCAUGCUAUCAUACUGGAUUGACUUUGGAUGCUUCUUCGCUGGAUCGUCAUCGGCACAAUGGAGAGUCCCCAUCGCUCUUCAAAUCCUGCUUGCUCUGGUCAUGAUCAUUGGCAUCGAAUUCCUGCCCGAAUCCCCGCGUUGGCUCUACAAGGCCGGCCGCAAGGCUGAAGCCCUCGCUGUCAUUUCUGCGCUCGAGGACAAGCCUGUGACCGACGAGCAUGUCCGCACGACGUUCCGCGGUAUUCGCGAGGCCGUUGAGCUUGAGACACCUGGGACGGACAAGGAUGCAAAGGCUGAGCUCAAGGAGCUCUUCACGGGUGGCCCUGGCCAGAACUUCCGUCGUGUCUGCCUUGGCGUUGUUGUGCAGUGCUUCCAGCAGAUCACUGGUAUCAACCUCAUCACGUACUACGCGACGCUGCUCUUCGAGCGCCUUGGCCUGGCAGACGUCGAGUCUCGUAUUGUGGCCGCCUGCAAUGGCACGGAAUACUUCCUGAUCUCCAUCGUUGCUAUCUUCAUCAUCGACCGCAUUGGACGCCGAAAGCUGAUGUUGUUCGGCGCCACUGGCCAAUGCAUCACCAUGAUUUUGCUCGCCAUCCUCGGGUCGUUGAAGGACAACAACGCGGCGCAGAUCGUGUCCUGCGUGCUGCUCUUCGUCUUCAACUCGUUCUUCGCCAUCGGCUGGCUCGGUAUGACCUGGCUGUACCCGGCUGAGAUUGUGGGUUUGCGCAUGCGUGGUCCGGCGAAUGCUUUGUCGACUGCAUCCAACUGGAGCUUCAACUUCAUGGUCGUUAUGGUCACUGGGCCCUCUUUCCAGAAUAUUGAUUGGGGAACCUACAUCGUCUUCGCGGCCCUGAACGCCCUCAUCAUCCCCGUCGUCUACUUCUUCUUCCCCGAGACCUCGGGACGCAGUCUCGAAGACAUGGACGUCGUGUUCGCGCUCGCGUACAAGGAGGGCGUCUCGCCUGUCAAGGUCUCUCUGCGCGAUGAUGUGCCGCUGGCAGGAACGCCCGAGGCGGACGCCAUCCUUCGCGGGCUGUGAAGCGGGUCCGCCACGUCGGCGGCGGGCCUUGAGGUUGGGGAGUUAGGCCACUGCUUAGCUGGUGUUUUAUGCAUCUCAUGUACUACUAUACUCACGCGACGCGAUACGCACCGCAAUGACCACUGCUUCGGUAGUGACCCUUGUACCAUCUAGCAUUAUCAUCUACUUAUCCCACGGAAUGACACGUUCAUAUCAUUCA
Molecule: messenger RNA, 2082 nt
Organism: Schizophyllum commune H4-8
Lineage: Eukaryota; Fungi; Basidiomycota; Agaricomycetes; Agaricales; Schizophyllaceae
Product: general substrate transporter
Exons: 13
Coding region: 258-1883 (541 amino acids)
Biological process (GO): transmembrane transport; carbohydrate transport
Cellular component (GO): membrane
Molecular function (GO): carbohydrate:proton symporter activity
Source: RefSeq, a predicted model, not a curated record